Molecule: messenger RNA, 3168 nt
Organism: Ostrea edulis (European flat oyster)
Lineage: Eukaryota; Metazoa; Mollusca; Bivalvia; Ostreida; Ostreidae
Exons: 16
Coding region: 555-1946 (463 amino acids)
Source: RefSeq, a predicted model, not a curated record
UAUUUUCAGGUACUAGUAAUCAAAAACUCUCAGUGCAGACUAUAAAGGAAAAAUUGCAGUCAACAAGACGAAAACGUCUUGACAGAUGUUCCAUGAAGAUUGAUGAACCAGUACCCUCCAAAAAGCGAAAACAAAAAGAGACAUACAAAGUGACGUUUGGAUUGAUGACGUUUGUUAACGCUGCAGUCAAAUAUCUAAUGCCUAGACAAGGCGGUGGUGCUAAAAAGGAAACCAUAUGAAAGGAUGCAACGUAUGAUGAUAAGCUGAAAAUUGCUAAGGAAUUGUAUAAUAUGGAUGAAGAUUCAGACUGUUAUCUUGGGACGUAUGAUGCACAACAAUUAGAUAAAAACAUAACCUGUUCUCAGUUUGUUAAACAAUCAAACUUUGUUACACUUCCACGUAUCUACCUUAUCAAACAGGAGUCCCCACUCCAGGUCAUACCGAGAGUGCAUGACUGGAAAUUCGACCAAAAGUUUAAAUAUCCAUGGGUCGUUGACUGUGUUCCACCCCGAUGACUCGAGACCUACGCAUUGUUACAACCAACACAGGAUAAUAUGGAUCUAUACAGACAGGAGGAAGAAAACACGUACGAUUAUAUCGACAAUGGUGCAUUCAGUAACUAUGCAUACGAAGGACUUUCUGAUGAUGCAUACAAAACUGAAGAGAAGUUUAAUGUCAGCAGGGAUACAUUUAGCAAAUCACCUCUGCCGAAGUCUCGUCAAAAACGAUGUCUGAUAAUGUUUAUCAUUGCUGCAGUCCUCCUUAUAGUUAUCAUUGCUGUCGUCAUCUGGGUUGUCGUCAGAAAGAAUGAGAAGAACACUGCCAAUGCCCCAAAACAAUUCGAGGCGACCUUGACCUUGGGUAUGACAUGGAUUCCCGUGUAUUCUGACACUAACAGUAUACAAUAUCAACAGCUGACGUCUGAUCUCUUAAAACAGACAGAGGACGCAUUAAAACGGAGCGACAUCGGCAAGGAUUUGGAUCAUAUCACUAUAUCAACACUGAGACCCGGAAGUGUGAUUUGCGACAUCAAUAUCUUCAUGGAAACAGCGAAAUAUUCAGUAAAUGGCGCAUCACGUGACAUCACCACUGUUGUGAUUCAGGAGAGACUUACGGAUAUUGUAGAGACGGCCAAAAUAAACCACCCAGCUUCAAUUUUAGCGAAAGUGGACACAUCAAAAAUAGCAGUCAGAAAACCAGUGUCAGAAACACAAUCGGGCUCGGAAUUAACAACCCUUUCUCCAUAUACUACGUCACCUCCACGUCAGACCCAAUCACCAGCCACAACAUCCACUGCCAGACUGUAUUCAACAACUUCAGCCAUAGUCACCGGAGGAAAUUCUCCAUGUACAAAUGUAGCCUACCUUCAAACCAUCCUGACAGAUAAGUGUUUUGAUAUCAGCAAAUAUUACCAAGCACUACAGAGUACUGACGUCUCGGCUGAAAUCUGUAGAUUCCUUCACGAAACAGUUCGCUGUGUCAUAAAUGAAGUUUUCAUGGAUACAGGAAUCACAUGUCCAGUGGAUAUAAACGACCAACUACUAGCAGAUAAUGCUGACUAUAUCCAGAGUAUCAUAUCCAUAGAUCCAAGAAUAUGUUUUCUACCCCCGACUUCUGAAGCACCACAUUUGACCAGAUAUCCAUCAACAGAUAUGACGAGAUCAACAGUCGUCAAAGACACUGGAUCACCAUGUACUAACACUUCAUACUUAGAAGAAUUGUUACUCAGACAGUGUGUAGAUUACGUCCGAUUUGCGGCAGUUUUACAGUCCGAUAUGACAGAGAAGUGCAAAUUUGUAGUUGAUGUGAUUGAUUGCGUGUUGAGAAAAGUUUUAGAUGAGACGGGUGUCGUGUGUACAACAGCUCAGAAGGAUACAAUCAUUGCAGAGAAUGCCGGGACUGUACAGCAGCUUCUGUCUAUGGAUAUUAUGACCUGUUUUCCUUGACAAACAACUUGUACUGGGUAUUCCUCUUCUCAAAGUGUUGAUCAUUUUAAAUUCAAUUAUCGCUUAAUGACUGAUUGUCUAUGGUACUCUGCAUCCUGUUUUAAUGGAGUGGUAUUUCACUGCAUGUGCAUCCCUUCCCGUCCAAUUUGCACACGGUUGCAUUUGGUUGAAGGAGUAUGAAGAAACUGACUUCUGAAGUUUCCAAUGUUAAUGUACGUUAAUACAUUAUACAAUUAUUGCUGUUUUUGUAGGUCAAUACGAUGAUUUAGCCACCUGAGUAGUACAAUAUUCAGCGAGCCCGAAGGACGAGGUGAAUACUGUACUUUGAAGGUGGCUAAAUCAUCGUAUUGACCUACAAAAACAGCAAUAAUUGUUUUAUUAUAUGAUUAAAUGAUUAAAAAACCCUUCAAGAUUGUUCUUUGCUUUAAUUGUGCUGAAAUCUUAGCCGAACCCAGUGAGAAACGCGGAAUUUCAUUGGACGGCAAAAAUAAGUAUAGUAGAUCGCGUCAAAUUGGAAGUUCCCGACCGAUUUUUUUUGGUCCUAUGUGGAAAAAAUAAUUCCUUGUGUUCACCUGGAAGGUCACGUGCAGGUAAACAUAACGUAGUAUGAUUUCUACAUUGUUGUAUCUCAGCCAAUUAGAGAGCUAGGAAUUAUUCAAUCAUAUAAUAAAGUGAUUUGUUACAAGUCGACCAUGACCUUCCUUUUUAGAUAUUUGCUUUCAAGAACAGUCUCUUUGUUCUAGAUGCAAAUCAUCGCUGUCCAAAAUGUUUACAAAACGACAUAUUUCAAUAUUUACUACAGUUAUUUCAACAUAGAUGUGCAAUAUGUGCCAGUAUUCUCCACCCCUUAUCGAGGAUAUGGUACAUGAGUAUGUUCUCGCUUAUCUAGGGGCAUUAGAAUACAUGUAUUCCGUCAUUUUGUUGAAAAUGCUGAGCUGUAUAUAUCAGUGUUAUUGGUAAACAAAACGAACUAUGUGUUUUCCAGUACUGUAUUGAUACAUGUAAUGGCAUUGUAUCGGAGUUAAUUUGUACAUAUAUGGACUUUGUAAGGAAUGUGGUAAUAUCAUAGACUGUACGGGCGAACUAUAUCGUUUAUUGUUGUUGUUUUUUUUUAAUACAUAAUUAUUUAAUAAUAAUUGUGUUCCUGUCGUCUUUGUUAAAAGGGAUGUUAUAUUCUUUUGCUAAUUUUACUUUGUUUUUAUGAAAUUAAUAAAAAUGAUAA